Molecule: messenger RNA, 3153 nt
Organism: Chondrus crispus (carragheen)
Lineage: Eukaryota; Rhodophyta; Florideophyceae; Gigartinales; Gigartinaceae
Exons: 2
Coding region: 1-2742 (913 amino acids)
Biological process (GO): maturation of LSU-rRNA from tricistronic rRNA transcript (SSU-rRNA, 5.8S rRNA, LSU-rRNA); rRNA methylation; maturation of 5.8S rRNA from tricistronic rRNA transcript (SSU-rRNA, 5.8S rRNA, LSU-rRNA)
Cellular component (GO): nucleus; preribosome, large subunit precursor; nucleolus
Molecular function (GO): rRNA (uridine-2'-O-ribose)-methyltransferase activity; rRNA (guanine) methyltransferase activity
Source: RefSeq, a predicted model, not a curated record
AUGGGUAAAAAGGUAAAGACCGGCAAGAACCGGCAGGACAAGUUCUACAAGCUCGCUAAAGAGCAAGGCUUCCGUUCGCGCGCCUCGUUCAAGCUUGUGCAGCUCAACAAGCGCUUUGACUUUCUCUCGGGCGCCGCGCGCGGCGUCGUCGACCUGUGCGCGGCACCGGGCGGAUGGAUGCAAGUCGCACGCAAGCACAUGCCGGUGUCCGCGCCAUGCAUCGGCAUCGACCUCGUCCCGAUCCACAACGUCCCGGGCUGCGUCGGGCUGGUGGGCGACAUCACCACCGAGUCUGCCCGCGCGGAUCUCAAGCGCUCCUUGCAGGAGGCCCACGGAAACCGCUCCGGGAACAAGGUCGACGUCGUACUCAACGAUGGCUCCCCGAACAUGGGAAGCGCCUGGUUGCAGGACGCCUACACGCAGAGUGAGCUCACGCUGGCUGCCCUCCGACUCGCGGCAGACUUUCUCGCUCCAGGCGGUGUCUUUGUUACCAAGGUCUUCAGGUCUAAUGAUUACAACUCGCUGCUCUUCGUCAUGAACCAGCUCUUCCGCCGGGUCAACGCCACCAAGCCCACGGCCUCUCGCUCUGAGUCUGCAGAGAUUUACGUCAUGUGCAUUGACUUCAAGGCUCCGAAAGCUAUCGAUCCGCGCCUUCUCAAUCCAAAGUACGUAUUCAAGGACAUGGCCUCCGAGCCGCUGUCGCAGACCGACACUGCUGACAAGCCCGACCUGUUUCUGAAUACUGUCAUGAAAGACAUGAAGAAGCAAAAGCGCCACCGCGGCGGGUAUGCAGACGGCGAACGCACUCUGUUCCGCCGCGUUUCCGUCCUCGACUUUUGCCGCACGCAGAGGCCGGUCGCGCUCAUGGUCGACUCAAGCCAGUUUUCGUUUGAGCCGCGCGCCAUCAAAUCUGAGGAGGUUGAUGAGGAGCAGGCUAGGCAGGUAUCGAAGUUGCUCACAGAAAUGCCUGAGACCUCGAGUGAAGUGCGGAGCUGCUGUGAGGAUUUGAAAGUCCUUGCGAGGCGCGAUUUUAAAUUGCUCAUCAAGUGGCGUUUGGCAGCUAGAGGAGCACUGCAAAGAGAGAGUUUAUUAGAACCGGGAAAGAAGACAGAGGGUGAUGCGGAAGAAAAAGAGCAGGGGCCGGAGAAAGACGAAGACGGCGAGUCAAUGCAUAAGAGGGAUUCGUCAGAUGAAGAAGAGAACAUUAAUGAAGAGUUGCAGAAAGUGCAAGCUGAAGCGCUCGCCAGAGACAAGAGGAAGAAGAGGAAAGCGAACAAGUUGCGAAGCGCGAUCCAAAGAAAGAUUGAUAUGAAAAUCUUCUUGCCAGAGUCAGGAGGUACAGUUGACGACGACGCACCAGAAGGCCUUUUCGCCAUGAAGACUGCAAAACGAGCUGAAAAGCACGGCGCGGCCGUGGUGGACAUUCCCGCGGACGAUCCACAUGAUGCUGAUGACGAAGGCGAUGGCGGAUCACACUCGGAUGACAUGAAAGUUUCGUUGCCAUUCAAGACUGGUGAUCUCAACAACACUGUAUCGGAAGAAACUGCUGAUAUCGCGGAAGAUCUGGAUCGGUGGUACAAAGUCUACCUUACCCGCAAGAAGAGAGAUAAGAACGGCGUCUUGUUAGCUGAAUCAAAGGAGAGAAAGCGAAUCACGAAACGGAAGGCCCUGCGUGAUGCCUAUGAGAAACGACAGAGUGAGCCUGGAGAGCAAGAUGAAUCAGCCAGGCCUUCGUUAGUGGUAGAUUCUUCGGAAUCCAGCAGCGACGGAGAGCAAUUUGGAGAGGACAUUCGUAUAUCGCGCAGGACAGGGCAAUCAAGAGAAGCAGCACUGUUUUUUUCGCAACCUAUGUUUCAGGGAAUGGCACAUUUGUCGUCAGACGAUGACGCGGACGUUGGUGACGAUGACACUAGGGAAGGCAUGGAGAUCGACAUUGGACAGCCGGAAGGGAACGGGAUCGACGAGCAAAAUGAAAACUUCCACGCAGCGGCGAUAAGAGAGGCUCGACGGAUGGCGGCAGAGAAGGAGAAGAAAAUGGCAGAGGACGGAGACGGUUUUGAUGUUGUGCCAAUGCAGAAGGACGACUCGGAUAAUGAAAACGGAGAAGAUCCCACGAGCGACUCUUCGUUCCAUUCCUCUGACUACGACACUGAUGAGAAGGCUGAGAUGGUUGCAAUUGGUAGAAAAAUGAGACAGUCCAAGACAGAAGCAAGCGACGUGCUCGACGAAGCAUACAAUCGGUAUACUUUCGAUGACCCGGACGACCUUCCGCGAUGGUUUGCUGAUCCCGAUCCGACAUACAGGCGACGUCAGCCACCCGUCACGAAGGAACAAGUAGCUGAAAUGAAGGAAUACAUCAAGGCGCUACAAGCUGCUCCGACCAAGAAAGAAGCCGAAGCGAAAGCCAGGCAAAGGGCUCGCGCAACGAAGAAAUUGGACGCAGUUAAGGCCAAAGCCAACAACAUCGCUGAGCAAGGGGACGUGCCGGCAUCUUCCCGUAUGAGAGCGAUUGAAGACCUUUACAAGCAGGCGAUGAAAUCAGGAAAGUCUGGGAAAAAGAAUAAGAAGAAGGUUUACCAGGUCGUGCGCCCCAACGGACGAAUGGUAGUUGGGAAGAGUGACAAAAAGGGCCGAAAAGCCCGCGGCGGAGUUCGAACGACUCUUGUAGACAAGAGAUUGAAGUCCGAUAAGAGGGGGCUGGCCAAGGCAAACGCUCGUAUCAAAAAGAGGUCUAAGCGAUAGGUUUGUCGUCGUUUAGUAAGUCGGUAUAUUUAAAAUGACCACGAGCUUUGCAUGUUAACCCUUGUACGUUCAGCUCUCCACAUGGUGAUUUGUAUCAGCAGGGAGCCGCCUCAUGAAUAGCCAGCCUCCAUAACCAUCAGUCACGUGAAAGAUGUUAAGGCACCAGCGGUGAUCAUUUUCACGAAACAGAGUAGCUGUUUGUCUUCAGUCUGUGCCGUAGAGUAAAGGGAUCCUAAAUGACAUGGGUGGUGGCCCACCGGGUAGAAAAGACUUUAUUUCACAUGUGUGGUGCCAUGUGUCGAUGAAAGCACUGGAAUAUUAGACGGACUAAGCGUAAUGCAGUGCGACUAGCACGCUACACUAUGUAAACAAAAUACAACGUACAUGCAUGCAUGCGCAUUACAUGGGUUU